AUGCCCGGUACGAGGUUACUGUCAAGAAAAGCAGCUGGAUAUGAAACAGUUGAAGCUCGAGAAAGUGUAUCAAACAAAAACACAGAAAUUAACAGCGAGCACACUGCUGGGGUUGACGAUUCUAUGAGCAAUCAACAAACACAGCUAAAGCCACAAACACAAACAUCACACCAAAACCAAAAUCCCAACGCUAAAACAGAUAAUAUGAAGCAGCUUGGGUUCGAAAACACAAAGCAAAUGAUGCAAGUACAACCCUCAUUCAUCCAACAGUUGAACCACCAAGGAGGACAAAACCACCAAACAACAAUGAAUCAAAGUCAACACGGAAUGAUGAGUCACCCAAACAUGCAGAUGCAAAUGAAUCACCCAGGAUUCCCGCCGAUGAUGGGAUUUCAAAUGUUCCAGACUCCAAUUAACACAAUUAACACCAUGAACAGUAUGAACGAGUUUGCAUACGUACCACCAAUGAGGUUCUCGAGUAAGGACCUGGGAGGGAUGGAUCAAAUGACGCCACAGGCAGUACUGGGACGCCUGGGAGGGCACCAAAUGCCGGCGGCGACAUUCGCACCGCAGCCGCCGCCAGGACAGUACGGAAGCGCAGCACAUUACAGCCAGUUCUUCGAUAAAAAGGACGACACAAAAACAGACCUGGGGUACCUGGAGUACUCAGGAGGAGUAGUCUACGACAACGGCUCGUACUCAAACGGAGGAAGAUGGCUGACAUUCUGGGAGUACAAGGGAAGAAUAUGGAGAAAGUCGUUCCCAGUGUCACUCUUCGGAAGCCAGGGAGCAAAGGAACUGGCGGAAAACUUCUGGGUGAGUAAGAUGAGAGCAAUACAACUGUUCAACCGCCACAAACACGAAAAGAUACUCAAGGCAGAAAAAAAAACGGAAAGCAGAGGAAGAAAGAAGAAAAUGACGCAGACGCAAGAAGGACCGAUCCCACACCUGAGUUUAGACCCGACGCUGGCAGCACAGUACAUCAUGCAGGACCAGUCGAAGAGAGAGAAGGAAAUGGCGAAAAAGGAAGCAGCAGAAGAAGAAGCGUCAGACUUUAAAGCAAGAGAGCCGAGAGUAGUGAAGGCGGACACAGAAGGAUUGACCUGGGACGCAGAAAAGAACACAUGGUCGUUCGAAAAAGUCGAAGACAAUGAGCUGACAACGUUUAAACUAGAGUGCACAAACAGAAACGAAGGACUCGAAAAAAUAGUGGCACUGCGCGAAGAGUACGAAACGAACCUGCUGAAAGAGUACGUGGAGCCAGGAAAGUCUAAAGGACUGGUCUACGAUAAGGCGAAGAUGAACUGGAAAGUGACACACUGGAUACCCUCCAAGGGCAUCAAGAGGAACAAGCUGUUCAGCAUCACGAAACUGGGCUACAAACAGGCACUGGAGGCAGCGCUGGCGUACAAAGAGGCAGUGGAGGAGGCGGGAGGAGAGGAGCCUGAGGACGCGACGCCGGACCCGGUGCCGCAGGAUGAGCUGUUCAGAGACCCGAUGGUGGAGCACUACCACAACGUGCUGAGGUCAAUCGCCGUGAGACAGGUGAAGGACGGCCUGUCAUAA
Molecule: messenger RNA, 1566 nt
Organism: Theileria orientalis strain Shintoku
Lineage: Eukaryota; Apicomplexa; Aconoidasida; Piroplasmida; Theileriidae
Exons: 1
Coding region: 1-1566 (521 amino acids)
Biological process (GO): regulation of DNA-templated transcription
Molecular function (GO): DNA-binding transcription factor activity
Source: RefSeq, a predicted model, not a curated record